AUGAAUGAUGUUGAAACACUCCUUUCACAAUUGCCUGUAUUAAAGCAUCUUCGAUUACUCUUUCCAAAUUGUGAACCUAAUUCUGGAUUAUUUGAUGGUUAUAGAUGGGAGAAGUUCAUCCGAAC
Rotaria sp. Silwood2 is the source of this 125-nucleotide messenger RNA. Lineage: Eukaryota; Metazoa; Rotifera; Eurotatoria; Philodinida; Philodinidae. The record is from the annotation of a GenBank genome assembly.